Molecule: messenger RNA, 595 nt
Organism: Belonocnema kinseyi
Lineage: Eukaryota; Metazoa; Arthropoda; Insecta; Hymenoptera; Cynipidae
Gene: Dsk
Product: drosulfakinins
Exons: 3
Coding region: 116-406 (96 amino acids)
Source: RefSeq, a predicted model, not a curated record
UCUCUUGGGAACCUAUGGUUCUUGGUAUAUAAGCUCAUAAACGGUGAAAAAGCUACCGCAGUCGCUCGUUCAAACCUCGCUGUUAAACUUCCCUUCUUAGAGUUACAGCGCAGAUAUGAACCAGUCAACGUCCCUGUUUUUAACACUGAUGACCAUUUGGUUCCUGUCUGGAAAAUCUGAAUCAAAGUCCAACUCUCAACAUCUUUCAGGCCACCAACAUUUUUUCCACAACCUUCCGUUACUUCGUAGUUUCGCACUCGAGGAUCAGCUUUUUGAAGAAGAUGAAGACAUACCUCAUCCCAAUAAGAGGCAAAAUUUUGACGAUUACGGUCACAUGAGAUUCGGGAAACGGGAUCAAUUUGAAGACUAUGAUGGACACCUUCGAUUUGGAAGAAAUCGACACUAAAGAUGUAUUUUUUCAGUCUCAAAUGUUUUUAAAGAGGAGAAAAUUGAAAUAAUAAAUCGUAGAAUUUACACGGAAGAUGAAAUCAAAAAUGUCAAGACUCUUGAUAAACAUAUAAGUUUGAAACCAUCUGCAUUUUUCUGAUUUGUCAGCGUCCUAUAGAAACAAAAAAAAAUGAAAAAACCCUUGUAG